CAAAAAUAUAAUCCACCUUAUAGACAAGCAAGAUGGGUGUGGGACCCUUGGUUGUAGAAGUCUUAGUGACAUUUGUGGUAGCAGCUGUGGUGCUCUUCCACUAUGGCAAUUGGUAUCGUCAUCACAUCGUGGUCACAGUCGCAGUACUAGUGGCCUGGUAUUUCUCCAUGCUCAUCGUCUUUAUUCUGCCACUUGACGUGUCCAAUACCAUAUACCAAAACUGCCUCCCAGAUGUAGCUGAUCCAUUGAAGGUGCAGAAAUUACUUCCUUCAACCCCAAGCAAUUUGACCAACGAGACCAGCCUGCUCUCGGACCCUAUUGACGAUGGCAGCAUAGCAAAUAUCUCCGUGACAACAGUGGCCCCCUCCCCCGUCCCUCCCCCUAUACCAGGCUGCCACAAGCCCUGGAGUUUUGUCCCAGCUGGAGUCUUUCCUGUGUUUUGGAGGGUUGUCUACUGGACCUCACAGUUUCUUACAUGGUUGAUCUUGCCUCUCAUGCAGUCGUACACUAAGGCUGGAGAUUUCACCUUUAGCACCAAGCUCCGUUCUGCCCUCAUAGAUAACGCCAUUUACUAUGGAUCUUACCUUCUGAUUGUGGGAAUACUGCUUCUCUACAUUGCCCUGACGAAUCUUGAGUUGGAUGGAGCAAAACUCAGAGCCAUUGCUGCCUCUGCCUCCAACACAUGGGGUCUGUUCUGGCUGGUGUUACUUCUUGGCUAUGGCUUGGUGGAAGUUCCGCGCUCCAUUUGGCACUCAGCCUCCACUCUGCACACACUCCACCACGCAUAUUUCCGUGCAGCAAAGCUCUCUCAAGAAAAAGCCGAAGCUAAUGAGCACGUCAGUGAUUUGCUACAGAGUAUGCGGGCCCUAGGAGGAAGCAUUGGCUUGGGUCACCCACUACGUGCACAUAUGGAUGUCAUUGAAAACAAGGUCCCUUCAGAGCUUCUAGAUAGAGUUCGCCAGCACCCUACUCCUGACUCCCCACAUGCAGAUGUACCCUCCGAAAAGGCACUUGUCAGGUUGCACAAGCAGUUGAUAAAGGCCCUUCAAAACCAGAGACGUGUGGAGACUCAGUGGGGCUUGCUAGUAGAGAACAUUGCAUACUUGGAAGACACACACCGUAAUGCAGUCUCUCAUGAUACCUCUUUCAAGCACUCAACUCCACCACGAAGGCAUUAUCUCAUCUCUUAUGUUUAUACCCCUACUGUAGAGUGGCUGUGGCGCUGUCGCAUCCGUGGUUACUUACUGCGUUCGGUGGCUGUGUGCUGUGCUCUGGUGUCAGUGGCAGUGGUGUGGUCAGAGCUCACCUUCUUCAGCACAUCUCCCACCAUCUCACUUUUUGCUGUCUUUGUCAAUCUCGCUAAGGCCAGCUAUGAUUAUUUCACCAUCGAGGUCAUAUCAUCCCUAACCAUGGCCUACAUUGCUCUGUGCGCAUAUUCAACCCUCUUCAAGAUCCGAGUUCUCAACCUGUAUUACCUGGCUCCGCAUCACCAGACAGAUGAGUACUCGCUCAUCUUCUCAGGGAUGAUGCUGUGUCGACUCACCCCUCCCAUGUGCCUCAACUUCCUCUCCCUCAUUCACAUGGACUCGCAUGUCAUCAAGGUCCACACGGAUGAAACACAUUAUACACAGAUAAUGGGCCAUAUGGAUGUGAUCAAAAUUAUCAGUGAUGGCUUCAACAUCUACUUCCCAAUGAUGAUAGUAGCCCUGUGUCUUGCCACUUACUACAGCUUAGGCUCACGGCUCCUCUCUGCACUGGGCUUCCAACAGUUCAUGUCAGAUGAUGACCUCACUUCUGACCUCAUCGAAGAAGGAAAGACACUUGUGAAUAGAGAGACUCGACGACGCCAGAGGCAAGAAGACAAUGCUGCACGUCGCAGGGAGUUUGCAGAGAGGUUUGGGGGUGGUGAGUCAUCUGCCAGUAUGUACAGAUCUGCCCGUCAACGUGCUGAGGAGCUAGUGCGUCCUAUGAAACGUGAAGACUCUUCUGAGUCAGCCCACCUGGAGCUCCUUGGGGGCUCAGACAACAUUGCCGACUACUCUUCCCACACAACCACCUCUUCCUUGACUCUUGAGGAUGAGAUGGAAGCUGGACGGGGUGGUGCUAGGAUCUCUGGUUUUUCUGGCCUGGCACAGUACUCAAGGGCCAGGACUCAUAAGCCUGAUAAAGGCUUGUUUGAUGAUGUCUGAGUCAGCCAUGGUUUCAUUACUGAAGAACCAUCAUGUCUUGUAAUAUGGAAGAUGUCCAUGUUCAUGAAAGUUAGAAAUGUAGAUGGCCAUAAGUACUGUGUUCUUUAUUUAGUUUAUCAUAUGCAGUGAUAACAUGUAAAUUAGUGUGUGAGUGUGUGAGAGAAUGUGUGUGUGUGUGUGUGUGUGUGUGUGUGUGUGUGUGUGUGUGUGUGUAUGUAUGUGUGUGUGGUGUGUGUGUGUGUGUGU
Molecule: messenger RNA, 2435 nt
Organism: Penaeus vannamei (Pacific white shrimp)
Lineage: Eukaryota; Metazoa; Arthropoda; Malacostraca; Decapoda; Penaeidae
Product: LMBR1 domain-containing protein 2 homolog
Cellular component (GO): membrane
Source: RefSeq, a predicted model, not a curated record